GCCCGGCCUACGGCCUGCGGAGCCCAAGUCGCAGUGGCCUCACGGCCCGGAGGCUGUGGCGGCGGCGCGGCGGCGACAUGGCCUUUGUCCCAGAGGAUGCCUGUCUCAGCUCCAAUGCCACCUACAGAGCCACCGGCAGCCUUGGGAAGCAGCUGGACCACCCGCCACCUGGCCUGCAGAGACCUGAGGACCACUGCCACGCUACCUACGCCAUCUUCUUCAGCCUGGGCAUUGGCGGUCUGCUGCCAUGGAACUUCUUUGUCACUGCCAAGGAGUAUUGGGCAUUCAAGCUGCGCAACUGCUCCAGCCUGGCCUCGAGGAGGGAUCCUGAGGACUCUGACAUCCUGAACUACUUUGAGAGUUACCUUGCCAUCGCCUCCACUGUGCCCUCCAUGCUGUGUCUCGUGGCCAACUUCCUCCUGGUCAACAGGGUUCCUGUCCGGGUCCGCGUCCUGGCCUCGCUGAUUGUGACAUUGUCCAUCUUCGUGGUGAUGACCGUGCUGGUAAAGGUGGACACUUCCUCCUGGACCCGAGGCUUCUUUGCUGUCACCAUCAUCUGCAUGGCCAUCGUCAGUGGCUCUGCCACCAUCUUCAAUAGCAGUGUUUUCGGCCUGACCGGCUCCUUCCCCAUGAGGAAUGCGCAGGCACUGAUAUCAGGAGGAGCCAUGGGAGGGACCGUCAGUGCGGUGGCCUCGCUGGUGGACCUGGCCGCAUCCCACGAUGUGCGGGACAGCGCUCUGGCCUUCUUCCUGACGGCAGUCAUCUUCCUGGGGCUGUGCGUGGGGCUGUACCUGCUGCUGCCGAGGCUGGAGUACGCCAGGUACUACAUGAGGCCUGUUGGCCCUCUCCAUGUGCUUUCUGGUGAAGAGGAGCUACCACAGGACUCCCCCCAUUCUCCUUUGUUGGCCCCCGCGUCCCUUGAGUCCCACACACCACCCCUACGGCCCAUCCUAAAGAAGACCGCCGGCCUGGGCUUCUGCAUCGUCUACCUGUUCUUCAUCACUUCCCUCAUCUUCCCUGCCAUCUCCACCAAUAUCGAGUCCCUCCACAAGAGCUCAGGCUCUCCAUGGACCACCAAAUUCUUCGUGCCCCUCACCACCUUCCUCCUGUUCAACUUCGCUGACCUUUGCGGCCGGCAGGUCACAGCCUGGAUCCAGGUGCCGGGCCCCAACAGCAAGGUGCUCCCCGGGCUAUCACUGCUGCGCACCGGCCUUGUCCCGCUUUUCGUGCUGUGCAACUACCAGCCCCGUGUCCACCUGACCACAGUGGUCUUCCAGUCCGACAUCUGCCCUGUGCUCUUCACCUGCCUGCUGGGGCUGAGCAACGGCUACCUCAGCACCCUGGCUCUCAUCUACGGGCCCAAGAUUGUGCCCAGGGAGCUGGCCGAAGCCACUGGGGUAGUGAUGUCCUCUUACAUAUACCUGGGCUUGAUGCUGGGCUCUGCCUUCUCCGUCCUGCUGGAGCACCUCAUCUAGGAGAGGCGGCAAGAGCAUCAGUGCUGUGUGAGGCUCUGGGUCCCUGGGAGAUGGGGCAGCGAAGCCAAGGGCUCACAGGGCGUGGAGGAAAGGCUGGCGUUUCUUUUGGUGCAGAGAGCAGGGCAUAGUUGGGCCUCUGCCCUCCCAAGAUGCCAGUGAGUGUUGUUCUUGCCCAUCCUGUGCAGGGAGAAGCAUUCCAGAUGCUUGAACAGAACUCGUUAGGGACAGAUGGAGAAGACUAUUACGAAAAGGGUACCACCUUCAUAGCUGACAGGACACCCUCCAGUGUUGGAAUCUGAGUUGUCACCAGUCCGGAGCCCAGUGGGGAUGCUCUGUAUUCUCUCAGAAAGAUGGGUGAGAUUCUCAGUGCUCCUUUCUCUGAUGGCGCCCCCUAGAGUGGGGUCCCCCCCACCCCCCGGGAUGGCCAGUCCUCAGGCUCAAGUCCCAGCCUGCACAGACCCUAGUUCUGUGGGUAAGUGGGUGCCCACCAGCCAGCCUGGAAGGCCCAGAUAGAUGGGCCCUGCUGAGUCCUUGCUGCCCUCCCAGGCUCUGGAGGCCUCCCUGUGCCAGGCUGUGAGCUUGCCAGGCUGAGUUAGGUUCAUCAUGGCCUGGUAGGUUUCAGCCUGGGCCAGGGUAGGGUCUUUUUUUUUAUGUGGAACAAGGGAUUGAACUCAGGCUAUUGCACUUGCCAGGCAAGCACUUAUUCUACUGAGCCAUCUCCCUGGCCCCAGUGUAUGUUCUUUUAAUGUUUACAUUUACAACCUGUCAAAGCCAUUGGUUCAAGGGCUCAAUAAACCCUGGAGUCUUCA
Octodon degus (degu) is the source of this 2284-nucleotide messenger RNA. It is a transcript of the gene Slc29a3, whose product is annotated as solute carrier family 29 member 3. Gene Ontology annotation, molecular function: nucleoside transmembrane transporter activity. Gene Ontology annotation, biological process: nucleoside transmembrane transport. The transcript has 6 exons. Gene Ontology annotation, cellular component: Golgi apparatus; plasma membrane. Bases 78 to 1475 code for a protein of 465 amino acids. NCBI's taxonomy places the organism in Eukaryota, Metazoa, Chordata, Mammalia, Rodentia, Octodontidae. The record is from RefSeq and is a predicted model, not a curated record.